Messenger RNA from Lentinula edodes (shiitake mushroom), 1924 nucleotides. Its product is annotated as BRCA1-associated protein 2-domain-containing protein. The coding region runs from base 53 to 1843 and encodes 596 amino acids. Gene Ontology annotation, biological process: protein ubiquitination; Ras protein signal transduction. The record is from RefSeq and is a predicted model, not a curated record. Gene Ontology annotation, cellular component: cytoplasm. Lineage: Eukaryota; Fungi; Basidiomycota; Agaricomycetes; Agaricales; Omphalotaceae. Gene Ontology annotation, molecular function: nucleic acid binding; ubiquitin protein ligase activity; zinc ion binding. The transcript has 5 exons.
GGCCCGGGAAAACCGAACGAUCCUCUUCUUUAACGUUCAUGUCGACUCUAUAAUGCACGGCUUCCACGUUCGUAUCGUCUUGAACACAAGAGUACAAAGCCCAUUCGACAUCUCCAUUCCAAAUACCAUAUUCGAUAAACUCCCGGUUCAUCGCCCAAACCCCACCAAUCGAAAGAACGCGACUUUUAAUCCGUACCAAAAAGACUACAGAUUUGGACCUAUUCGCAUCGACUGGAUGGAUUCAAAUAUGCCAGCAUCCACCAGCUCAACUGGGAAAGAAAAGGAUCGUGGAAAGGAUGGACAUGCAGUUGCACAUUUUGUCGCGAAUGAAACUGUCUCUGGGUCUACGAAUCUGCCUGAAGGCGUCAUACAUGUAUACCGAGAGAAUGAGACACCCACAGGUCAAACAUCCACUUCGAGGCCUGUUACGGACAGUGUAAUCUUGGGCAUUUUAGCUGUUCCAUCCUGGAUGGCUCCCUCAGAUCUAUUGACUUUCGUCGCUCCUGCCGCUGAGACAAUAUCCCAUCUGCGUAUACUGAGAGACUGUGUACCAAAUCGUUCAAUUGCUCUCAUCAAGUUCCCGAAACCGGAAGAUGCCUCUGAGUUCAUCGAAGCUUACAAUGGCAAACCUUUCAACUCCAUGGAGCCAGAAAUCUGCAAUGUUGUGCAUGUCCUGUCUGUCGAGCUACACGCUGAAGAUACUGUGUCGCAAGGCGUUGCUCAAUUUGUUGGCUCACAGAAUAACAUGUACGAGCUACCUACUUGUCCUGUUUGCCUCGAAAGAAUGGAUAUGGCUGUUACGGGCCUUGUCACCGUUCCUUGUUCACACACCUUUCACUGUACGUGUUUAAGCAAAUGGGGUGAUAGCCGCUGUCCUGUGUGCAGGUAUUCCCAGAACCUCAUGUCCUCUCAUCCAUCCUCAACUUCUACUUCCACGCGACCUACCAAAAUUCCAUUUGCCAAUCCUUCUACGGCUAAUAUGUCGGCUUGCGCUGCUUGUUCUUCUACGACCAAUCUAUGGAUCUGUCUUAUAUGCGGAAAUGUUGGUUGUGGGAGGUAUGGCCGAGCUCACGCUCAAGCUCAUUACCAAUCCACUACCCACCUCUAUGCACUAGAACUUGAAACACAGCGUGUAUGGGACUAUGCAGGUGAUGGCUACGUACAUCGUCUCAUUCGAAACAAAGCUGAUGGUAAAGUGGUCGAACUGCCGAGCGCUGCUACGGCAAUGAGUUCAAGCCCUCGAGAGGGUGGUCUCGGUCCAAGUGCGGCUGAUGCCCUCAGUGCAGAGAAGAUAGAAGCUAUUGGCAUCGAGUACUCGUAUCUGCUCACAUCCCAACUGGAUUCACAGAGAGCUUAUUACGAAGAUCAGACAGCUGAACUUCAGAUCCAGGUCGGGGAAUUGAGGGGGUUAGUGGAACGGUUGACGAAUCAAUCAGAGAAAGAACAGAUUGUGUCGACGGAAGCGGAGAGGGAACGACAACGGUUGGAUGAGGAAAGGAUAUUUGAGCUACUAAAAGCCAAAGCUAAAGCUGAAAAUCGUGCUGAAAAGAUGGCAGAGCUUGCUCGAAGGUUGGAAAAAGAUUUGAGGGAGGAGAGAGCGGUCACUGAGGGUCUUAUGAGUAACUUGGGAAAAAUGAAGGAGAAAGCGGAAGCCGUGGAUAAAGAUAGGGAGGAGUUCAGGUCAAAGAUCAGCGAGUUGGAGGACCAACUCAGGGACGUCAUGUUCUUCUUGGAAGCCAAGACGCAGAUUGAAACCGGUGGAGGUGUGGUGAGUGAGGCGGCAGGGGGAUCGAUUGAAAUGCCUCCAUCAGGAUCGAACAAAAAGAAAAAGAACAAGAAAUGACGAUGUAGGUGAAUUAAUUAAUGUACUACGAUACAAUGUACAACACGAACAAUAUAAACAUUAAUGCAGUGGAUAUGGUGG